Micropterus salmoides (largemouth bass) is the source of this 1729-nucleotide messenger RNA. It is a transcript of the gene gtf2h4, whose product is annotated as general transcription factor IIH, polypeptide 4. The record is from RefSeq and is a predicted model, not a curated record. Gene Ontology annotation, biological process: nucleotide-excision repair. The transcript has 14 exons. Gene Ontology annotation, molecular function: double-stranded DNA binding; ATPase activator activity. The coding region runs from base 135 to 1535 and encodes 466 amino acids. Gene Ontology annotation, cellular component: transcription factor TFIIH core complex; transcription factor TFIIH holo complex. NCBI's taxonomy places the organism in Eukaryota, Metazoa, Chordata, Actinopteri, Centrarchiformes, Centrarchidae.
AGGUCACAUGACCUGGAAACGCACGCUUAGCGAAAGGAAUUCGACUGUGGAAUGACAACAAUGCAGUUAUUUUGUUGUAUAAAAUAAUUUUACAGCCAGGAAGUCGUCGAUAUAUUAUAUCCAUCUUCACGAUAAUGAAGCUGCGUGUCCAGCUGCAGUGUAAGAAUUUGCAUGAAUACCUGAAAGAGCUGAGUCCUGAGGUCUUGGACAGACUGUACAACCAUCCAGCAACAUGUCUGGCCGUAUACAGGGAACUCCCCUCUCUGGCCAAGAAUUAUGUGAUGCGUAUGCUGUUCCUGGAUCAGCCUCUCCCCCAGGCAGCAGUGGCAUUGUGGGUGAAAAAAGACAAAAAAAGUCAAAAGGAUCAUGAUGAAUGUGUCUCAGUGUUGGCAGGACUCCGCCUUUGGCACAGUCCACAGCUGCAGGGUGGUCUGCAGGGAUACAUUUUAAAUCCUGUGUUCAAAGACAACCUCAGGAUAGCACUGCUUGGCGGGGGCAGAGCAUGGGCAGAUGAGGGGAGCACUCUGGGUCCUGACCGCCACGCACGGGACAUUGAGAGUCUUGACCGCUACGCUAUAGAGCGCUGGGAGGUCAUCCUGCAUUUCAUGGUGGGUUCACCCUGUGCUGCUGUCAGUCAGGACCUGGCACAGCUGCUGGUUCAAGCAGGCCUCAUGAAAAGUGAGGCGGGAGAGGCACCCUACAUCACCUCAGCUGGUUUCCAGUUCCUCCUUCUGGACACAACCUCCCAGCUUUGGUAUUUCACCCUGCAGUACCUUAAAACUGCUCAGUCCAGAGGGAUGGACCUGGUGGAGAUCUUGUCAUUCUUAUUCCAGCUCAGUUUUUCUACUCUUGGCAGAGAUUACUCAGUGGAGGGCAUGAGCGAGUCAUUACUCACCUUCCUGCAGCACCUGCGGGAGUUUGGACUGGUCUUCCAGAGGAAGAGGAAGUCAAGGCGGUACUACCCCACCAGACUGGCAAUCAGUCUGGCUGCAGGAGUCACUAGCAGCUCCUCUUCGUCGUCCUCUAACUUGGCUUCCACUCCUGGUACUGGAGAUGCAGGCUUCAUUGUGGUAGAAACCAAUUAUCGUAUCUACGCCUACACAAACUCAGAACUCCAGAUCGCUCUGGUGGCUCUCUUCAGUGAAAUGCUGUAUCGCUUCCCUAAUGUAGUGGUGGCUCAGGUUACAAGGGAGUCAGUGCAACAGGCCAUCGCCAACGGCAUCACAGCACAACAGAUUAUCCACUUUCUAAGGACCAGAGCUCACCCUGUCAUGCUCAAACAGACCCCAGUCCUGCCUCCAACCAUAACGGAUCAGAUCAGACUCUGGGAGCUGGAGAGAGAUCGACUGCAGUUCACAGAGGGAGUGCUCUACAACCAGUUCCUCUCCCAGGCUGACUUUGAGGUGCUGCGAGACAGAGCUCAGGGUCUGGGCUGUCUGGUGUGGCAGGAUGUGGCUCACAGGGUGAUGGUGGUGUCACCACAGGGACACAGCGAGGUCAAGAGAUUCUGGAAACGACAGAAGUCUCACACGUGACCGGUCCGAGAAAAAACCGAUGCAGUGAUGUCACACCUGAUGACUAUUAUUCCUGUGACAUCAGGAUUUUCUGCCUGCAACAGUUGUUCAUUGCUGUCAGUGUUUUAAGAACAUGGAGAUGAUAUAAUUAUUUUGUAUAUUUCAUAAAAUGCUGACUUUGUGUAUUUUGGAUUAAAUGGUCAUAAGAAGAGAAU